AUGUCAAAAGUUCAAGCCUCUGUCGUUAAAGUUCCAGACAGUGAACUCAUUGAAUUUCUUCAACGUUACAUUCGACGUAAGAGGAAAUAUUAUGCCAUCGUUGAAUUUAUACAGUCAGGAAUGCAAAAGACUUCAGAAGAGAUGGAAAGAAUUAUUGACAAACACCACUUACGUCAGUACUCAGGAGUUUACGAUAUGAAACGACUGACAAACUACAUUCUGUCAAAACUUUCAAAAUACCCCUUCAAAAAGUAUCCUUCAAAUACUCUGCUCGUUUGUGACGACUUCGCCGGAAAAGGUUUAGUGUCAAAGCCUGACUCACCAUUAGCUAAUAUCAUUACUAAAGUCAGACAUUACCACUUAACUGUAGCAAUACUUAUGCAAACAUGGAGGUUUUUAGCUUUAAACAUAAAACGUCUCAUAACUGACUUCGUUAUCUUUCAAGGUUUCUCACGUUAUGAUAUUGAACUCAUUUGGAAACAGUCAGGUAUAACAUUACCUUUUGAAGAAAUUUGGGAAGCAUAUAAGUCUCUCAUCUCUCCUCGUUCAUACCUUGAGAUUCAUAUCAUGACUAAUACCAUUAAAGUCAAAAAUAUUCCAUGGGAACGACCAACAUUGUUUUAA
Messenger RNA from Trichomonas vaginalis G3, 624 nucleotides. RefSeq names its product protein of unknown function, DUF4106 family. The transcript has a single exon. Lineage: Eukaryota; Parabasalia; Trichomonadida; Trichomonadidae. The record is from RefSeq and is a predicted model, not a curated record. Bases 1 to 624 code for a protein of 207 amino acids.